UGCUCUCUCUGAGGAAACUGCCUUUCUUUCUCCCUCCGUCAACAAGUAACAAGAAAAGUAACCAGGCUGCCUUCUUGUCUCCUCAGGCCAGCUCUGGCUUUGCUCGCUGCAGAGGCUGGAAAUCAAAGGAAGACUUUGAACCCCUUAAGACAUAUGCAUCUAUGUGGAAAAGACAUCCGAUUCCAGCAGUAGUAUAUAUAGUGCAUCUAGAUCUCCAGCACAAUAACUGCCUUUCUGAAGAGUUUUUUCAUUCAUCACAAUUGUUGUCAUUUUAACUAUUCACGGAUUUACAUUACAUUACAUUAGAAAUCUCUCAAUGGAAAGUCAAUACAAUCAUAAUCAUCAGGAGCCAACAAACGCUGAAAGAGAAGACAUAUUCACAGAUAAAGCCCUGUUGCUCAACUGUGCUGUACGAUUUGGCACAAUGGAGACAGUCCAGAAGCUGUUGGAAGACGGUACUGAUAUCAAUUCAAAAGUGAAAGGUGGCUGGACAGCCCUUCAUAGUGCUGUAGAGGCAAAUAAGGAAGAGAUUGUCCACCUUCUCCUUGAAAAGGGGGCUGAUCCACAUAUUAAGAAGGAAAAUGGAGCUACUCCCUUUAUCAUAGCAGGGAUAACAGGCAACGUGGACCUUCUGAAGCUCUUCCUUGAGAAAGGGGCAGACAUCAAUGAGUAUGAUGUCAAUGGCUUCACUGCAUUCAUGGAGGCUGCUUGGUAUGGGAUGGAGGAAGCCCUGAGAUUUUUGUAUGAGAAUGGGGCAGAUGUCAACUUGGGAAGAGUAGUUGAUGAGGAGAAAAAGGCCCUGAAUAAAGGAGGUGUGACAGCCUUGAUGGAUGCUGCCAGGAAAGGUCAUUUCACCUUGGUAAAAGCUCUAGUCAAAGAGAUGAAUGCCGAUAUGAAUAUCUGUGACAAUCAGGGAAGGAAUGUAUUAAUCCAUGCUCUGUUCACGGAACACAAAAUCUUGGACAGAGGCAAAGAGGACAUUGCUCUUUUCCUCUUAGAACAUGGGGUGGAUGUUAACAAGAGAGAUGAAAAUGGGAAAACUACUCUUAUACUUGCUGUGGAAAAGCAAAGCAAAGCUGUGGUGGUGGCUAUAUUGGAAAGAAAUGAUGUUGAUGUUGAUGAUGCAGAUAAAAACAGCAGAACAGCCCUGAUGGUAGCCGUGGAGACUAAAAACUAUGACAUAGCAAAGGUGUUGUGUGAAAGGGGAGCAAGGACAGACAUUGGGAACCUCCUUGAAGUUGCCAGUCAAACUUACAACAACGGCAGAAUCAUAGCGCUCCUUCAGAAAUAUGGAACACCACCCAUUCCAAGUCAGCCAAGGGUUCAAUGGAUACCCACUAGCAAACGCUGGGAAUCCAAGCUCCAGGAUCUGUAUAUGAGGUAUCGGCCUAUGAUUGGAAAACUCAAGAUUUUCCAAUAUUCAGAUUUUAGGAUUCAAAGAAACUCCCAAGGAGGAGUGUAUCUGGGAUUUUAUGAUGGAGAAGCGGUGGCUGUGAAGAUAUUCCAUACAGAUGCAGAAAAGGCUGAGCGAGAGAAAACCUGCCUGGAGAAAUGCCGUACCAGCAACCAUCUGGUGAAGAUUUGUGGAUCGGAACAGCGCAAGGCCUGUCUAUAUCUGUGCCUAACUCUGUGUGAGAGGACCCUUGAAGAGUACUUCAAGAUGAAUGACGAUGCAAGUAUGAAAAGCAAAGAUAUUCUUACAACAGUGUUUCUGGCAGUGAACGAAUUGCAUGGAUUUGGAUUUGGCCAUCAAGAUCUGCACCCCAGUAACAUUUUGAUAGAUGUUAAUGGCAAGGUUUUUCUAGCAGAUUUUGACAAGAGCAGAAAAAUAACUGAUGAUGAUCAGAAAGAAUGUAUCAUCUCAGAAGACCUAAAGGGUCUUCGAAAUCUCGUCCUAUAUGUUGCAUUGAGGGGCAAAAUCUGCUUUCAAACCUUACCUACAGAGUGUCCAGAGGAUGUAGCUGGUUGUAUGGAAAUUGAAGACCUUUGCAAAAGUCUUGAAUCAACUGAUAAAACCACCCGAGCCAGUGAACAACUGGGACAACUGAUGAACCAUCCUUAUUUCUGGAAUGAAGAGAUGAAAUAUGUGUUCUUAACAAAAGUUGGGAAUGAGAGUGAUAUCAAGACAUACAAAACUAAGCAUGAGAACAGCAACAGUGAAAUCCUGAAAGCUUUGAAUCACAAAGAGCAUCCUUUCAAGGGUUGGACUACUGAAAAGGUUCAUCUAGAAGUAUUGGAUUGCAUGGGUGGUCCUUUUCAAAGCAAAAAGAAACCAGACAAAAACAAGCGAGUAUUUGAAGACUGUGUGACAGAUUUGUUGAAGUUAAUCAGGGAUAUGAAUGCACACUACAGUGAGAAGAGUGAAGAGGUGAAGACCAUAGUUGGGAAUCCUGCAGACUAUUUUUUGAAUCUUUUUCCAGAUUUAACUGUUUAUGUCUACCGGAAUUUGAAAAAUAUAAAAUAUGAUAAACAUUUUCCUAAUGCCCAGCAUCCUUCUCACAUAUAACAAGAAUCAGUGGAUAUGGAUUCUUUCUGGACAGUUUUGGUUCUCUUCAGCUUAUUUCCAUUUCUGUAGAAUAGUUAAGGAAGAUCGAAAGACUCAUUAUAUUUUCCAGUCCUCAUAAAAUUUGUUGCUCAGCAUGAGAGACGUCACCAUAGGUAGAACAUUUCAAAAGUCCUUAUUGAGUGUGUUGGUCUCUUUUUGCUAACUGCCAGAAAUACAAAAUUUGUUUCUAGAAUUCCAAAACCAAAAUUAAAAACAAAACAAAGAUGGUCUGUUUUUAUGUAUUCAUAGAAAAACAAUGGAAAGGAAU
Molecule: messenger RNA, 2813 nt
Organism: Sceloporus undulatus (fence lizard)
Lineage: Eukaryota; Metazoa; Chordata; Lepidosauria; Squamata; Phrynosomatidae
Product: 2-5A-dependent ribonuclease-like
Exons: 7
Coding region: 317-2506 (729 amino acids)
Biological process (GO): mRNA processing; protein phosphorylation
Molecular function (GO): protein kinase activity; RNA binding; RNA nuclease activity
Source: RefSeq, a predicted model, not a curated record